AUGUACACGUGCACGAUAUGCAACAGGACAUACCGGAACCAGAAUUCUCUGACCCGUCACUCGCACAGUCAUCGGAACACGGGGAAGCACAAGUGCCGUGCCUGCGGCGUAGUCUUCUACCGUCGAGAUCUACUGACACGACAUGUCAAGCUGCACCCCGACCAGGCUCGAACCAUCGAUGCAAGCCGCGAUACGACGGGUGCCGGUGACUCCGGCCAUUGCCCGACCAGGAAAAGAUGUCAUACAGCAUGCCUUCGAUGUCGAGAAUUGAGGACAAGAUGCAACGGCCAGCUUCCUUGUACCGCCUGCCAAAAAAACCACGCUCAAUGCGAAUACUCGCGAUACUCGUCCAGGCUGAGUCACCUCGCCCGGGACAGUGACCAGCCGGACGAUGCGCAAAACGCCCUAGUGCCAGAACCUUCGCAGGACCCUGCUAACGAAGCUGCAACGUCGCUGUCAAGUCCGCCCUGUGCUCCUCGGACGCGAGAAUCAGCUCGAGGCACGCAGCCACAAAAUCGAGGAGAAUACCUCGAACAAUCCCACUCGACACUGCUAGAAACUGCUAUUCCUAACGUUAAUUACUUUGACAUGCCUCUUUCUCAGCAUACUGAUACAAACUUUGCCAAUAUGGGAGACACUUCGAUGACCGACCUAGUAUCCUGGCCAUGGCUCCACGAAAAUCUAUUUCUACCCACAGACGUUGCCAUGUGGGACUCCACGUACUUUCAAGAGGCGGACAGUGGCCCAUCACUGCCAGCUUUCUUACCAUCUUCUCUCCAAGCUCAUAUAGUCAACACUGAGAAUGAUAAUCCCAAUACCCAUUAUGAGGGAGUUCGGCAUCAUAAUGAGCACGUGACUCUGACACCGAAAACCUCUCAAUACCGUGUGAUUCAGGACAUGGUCACAUAUGCAUGUGGCAAUUCAUCCCAGCCCUCCUCUGAAACGAAUCGAACAAUGUUCUGGCAGCAUGCAUCCACUCAAAUCGCAGCCGCUUUUGAGUUAUUGGAGCCGCAAGAACAAGGGUCUCGUCCGGCUUUGUUUCGCUUCUACGAGAGCUAUGGAGAACACUUCGGUCCACUCUGGCCUUUAUUGAGUCCACGCAACCUUGACAUUGAUGCUCUUCACCCUUUGUUGUUCCUUGUCCUCACAUCAAUUGGGGCUAUGUAUUGCGGCGAAAACGCUUGCAACUAUGGCGCUAUGGCCCAUGCGAGUAUACGGCGCACUUUGACCAUGCCACUGGAACUUGAAGAUGACGACCAGGAUUUUAUCUGGCUUGCUCAAGCGCGCUUACUGACUCAAGUAACUGCACUCUACUUUGGACAGUCCAAAGCCUUCACAUAUGCUCACCACCUAGGCGCUUUACUGGUCGCUCAGGCUCGCAGAAUGGACCUUUUCUCCUCCAAGCCCUCAGGAUUUCUGCUGCGAAAAUUCCAUCAAAUGGAAGGCGUCGCAUCGGACGAUGAUCGUUUAUCGGUAUGGUUGCAGCUCGAAGCUCGCCGACGACUAGCCUUUGGAAUUUUCCGUGUUGACACGUACACCAGCGUUCUCCUUCACACAAAGCCAUUGGUGUCACUAGAGGAGAUCGAUCUUCAGUUACCAAUGUGUGACUCUGUAUGGCGAAGCGAUCAAAUGCCUGCAAGUCUAUGUCUGCAAAUGAUCAAAUUCGAUCAAACGCCUGGCCGACACCUAUGGGCCUCGGACAUUUAUCGCAUUGCCAUGGACCAACAUGAAUCCCUUCCUCCUUUGGAUCCUGUGGGCCAAGAGCUACUUUUGUUCGGUCUGCAGUAUCCGAUCUGGCGUUUCUCAAAAGACCAGGAAUUAUUUACCCGUCUGGUUGGCAGCGACGAAUUCUUGGCCAAUAUCGCCUCCCCAGCGCAGAGUCUCGAAUCUCCAAAUAUGAAUGCCAGUCCGAGUUCAAUGCAUAGACCAAGGCAGCCCUCCAGAGGUGCCAUCGAUGCCGAAGCACACCAACUGGACAGCGCUACGCGGUCGAUGGAGGACUUGAUGCACGAGCGUAAACAGCUCAAUUCUGCUCUAGAAAAAUGGGAGCGUAACUUGGCCCUUGUCAAGACGUUUGUCAGGACCAAUCUUGACCGUAGCAUCUUGAUGAGUUGCUUGUUACUCUUUCACCUUGGGUUUCUGCGCCUCAAUGCGCCGCUCGAAGAGCUACAUCAGAUCCAAUAUCGCUUGGCUGACAAUCGAGUGGUAGACGAUAGCACGAUUACUGCUGUCCGCACCUGGGCAAGGUCGAGAAAGGGCCGGGCAGUGGCAGAACGAGCAUGCAGCUUGCGGAACAUCAUUGCCAGAGAGUCCAAGGUGCCUGAAAGCAGAAGAGUUCUUUUUAACCUUCUCGCAUUCAUAGGUCUACAUCACGGAGCAGUAAUCUUAUGGGCGUACUCAGAAUCACGUGCCACCGGAAACCCUGCAGAACCACAACAAUCACCGCUCGUGUUGGAGAGUGAAGAUCCAAUCUAUGUGGACACAGUUGACAGUCGGAAAAUUCUUUCUUCGUAUGUUGAGUUAUACGAUCGCGUUAGUCCUGCGCAGUGGUCAUCGUUCGCAAAGGCAGCAGAUAAACUUUCAAGCAAGAAAUUUCCAUUACAACGACACUGA
Bipolaris maydis ATCC 48331 is the source of this 2613-nucleotide messenger RNA. RefSeq lists its product as uncharacterized. Gene Ontology annotation, molecular function: DNA-binding transcription factor activity, RNA polymerase II-specific; DNA binding; zinc ion binding. NCBI's taxonomy places the organism in Eukaryota, Fungi, Ascomycota, Dothideomycetes, Pleosporales, Pleosporaceae. The record is from RefSeq and is a predicted model, not a curated record. Gene Ontology annotation, biological process: regulation of DNA-templated transcription; DNA-templated transcription.